UAGGGACACCGGCUGUAAAUUUAUAUACAUGUUAAGGGGACCUGUAGAAUAAGGGGACACCAAACCGGGUUCCCUAAUAUUCAUGCUUAAUUUGUAUGCCAAAUCAACCUUGAUUAAUAGUAAAUUGUUAAUUGCCUUAUAAUUAAAGACAUAUCCUUACUGUAGCCUGUUAAAAUUUUUUGUUCUGUUGCAUUUUAAAGAUUUAAAAGGUGCCACAAUCAUUGACCACAUAUAUGUCAAAAUACAUAAAAAUACGCAACAAGGGUACCGCGGAAAUUCGACGAUUUCUCCCAAUUUUGCCAUGUAUGUAGUUAAAAUUUUUAAAUCAUAAGUCACAGUGGUCAUUUUGGAAGGUUUUUGGAUGGUUUAUUUCGUAAUAUGAAAACACAUAAAAAAUCGAAUUUUUACCUCACCGUGAAGAAUUCAAUUUUGUCUACGGACAUUAUCAUCCGGGUACUUCGUACAUAAUCCGGGGAUUUCCAAAGAAAAAUGGCAUCUUGCAUUUUCAAUGUCACCGGUCACAAGAGAAGGCGACUGUCACCAGAGGAGGAUGCUAAAAUUUUAUAUUCGGUCUGGUCUAGAUAAAGACGGAUUUCAAGUUAAAUACAUUUCUGAUUUCGAAGAUAGUGACUCGGAUCCAUUUGACUUAAAUGAGUCAUCUUUGGUGGAAGAAUCAUAUAGCGAUAGUCUCUCCUCUGUAGAUGAAAUUCUAGAGUCAAAAGAGAAGAAAAACCCAAGGACUGUGAAGUGGUCAAAGGAAGAUACAGCAGAUUUGAAAUCUCAUUUUAGAAAGUACAUAUUUACUCAGAAAGACAAUAACACAGGGAAUCUACCAUGUAAGAAAGAAAUUGAGGACUUCCUGAAGACAAAUAAUAUAUCAUCAUUAGAUGGUCUUCAUAUGAAGACAACAAUUUCCAAAGCCAGAACAAAGAUUUUUAAUGAGAGAAAAACGGCGAGGCUAAGAACUUCCAAAAAACUCGCAGAGUUGGAGUUGGUGGCUAUAUGAACAAUUUAGAAAUGAACAUGACUUGUGAAUAUGCAUAUGAAUAGUAUGUAGUUUUCUAGUCAGAUAUUAGCAAUUAGUACAUCUCAUGGGGGAGUGGUCACGAUUUUGGUCAGAUUUUUAUUUUUGUAUUUUUUAUUGUUUAUAAUGCAUUAGUAUAAUGCAUUUCUAAUGACCAACCACAAUUUGAGUGUUAGUUGUAGUGUUAUUAGCCAGAUGCAGAGCUUCAAUUCUUUGUUUUGUAAGAAGGCUUGUGUCUUAUUUUUUUAACUUACAUUGGUUCAAUACACCGGUAAAAGUUCUUUUUCAAGCUGAUUUUUUUUUAUCUGCUUAUUUGUUUUGUACAUCAAUAAACAGCUCCUUGUAUUUGUCAAAUUCAUUUCAUGUCUUAACCUGGAAUUUCAAAAUGUGAACAAACACAUGGCACAAGUCUUGUUUACAUUACUUAUGUUACCCUUGUGUCAACUUUUUGUUAAAUGACGACUGUUUAUUUUUAGCUUAAAUUUUCAAACAAAUUUUUGUCAAAAAUUUUUCGGCACCUAUUAAUAGCAGAGGCUUAAAAUUUUAACCUCUUUGUGUAGGCAUUGCCAUAUGAUGGGAUCCAUUUAAAAAAAAAAUGAUGUCAACUCCCUGUGAAAUAUCGACUGCAUAUUUUGUAUAUUCAGAUCAGAGCAGGGGUAUCACUUUUGAGUAUUGGCUCACAGAUAUCUUGUUUGUUUGUAAUGAAUUGACCUUUAGAAUUUUGUUUCUUUUAAAAAAAAAUUGAUAUUUGUUGUUACCAAGAAUAAUUGCAGAUGUAACCUGUACAUCCCUAUAGAAAAGAUCUGUGUUGCAAAAUGUUACAUAUUGCAAAUAACUUGAUGCCUUUUAUGUUAAAGGGGCAUGGUCACGAUUUGGCUCAAAAUUAAUUUUUCUCUUUUUAAUGUUUACAAUUACUUAAAUAGGCAUUUCUAAUAAUCAACCAAAAGUUUGAGUGUCAGUCGUGAAGUCAUAAGCGAGAUAUAGAGCUCACAAUUUUGAUUAUGUAACCAAAGCUGAGGUCAUGAUUUUGAUUACCGGUACAUUUUAAAUGUUGAGGAAAAAUGUCAGGUUUAGACCAAAAAUGAAUGUUACAAACGCUAGGAACUGUUUCUUUAAGUUAAAAACGAAUUAGUAAUUAGAAAACUCAGCUAGAAAAAGAACCUUUGCCGGUAUAUUGAACUUAUGUAAACAAAAACAUGGCAUGAGCCUUAUUUCCAUUAUAUUUUAUUGAAAAUGACAGUUUGAAACAUGAGUUUUCAUAGUGUUCAUAGCCCCACCACACCGAAUCAAACAAAGCUGUUUUUAUGAAGCAUCAAUAAAAAUAUUUAUAUCUUGAAUUUCAUAAUCCUGUAGGCACCUUGCAUGUACAAGAUCUUGAUCUUAAAGAAGCUUUGUUUAAUUUUCUUUUAAAGUAAGUUAUGAUAAUGUCGUGUGUUGGAAAAGGUGCAUAUAUAGAAUAAAUUUAAACAAAAACAUUGAAUUAUUGUGAAAUUGUCUACUGAAGAAUUGAAUGAAAUAACUCUGAUUAAAAGGACAUUGAUUUAAGUAAUGAUGUAAACUUAUGUAUUAGAUUACUAGUUUGAUGAAACAACUCAUCAAUUUUCUGAAUUUGAUCCUAUGAAAUAUUGAAAAAAAGUUAAAGUAUUAAAUAUUAAUGAUGCACUGAAGAUGAAUUACAUUUUUGUUCUGAACUUGCUUUUAAGAAUUUAAGUCUUAAUUUGUUCAAUGAGUAAAUAAAUUAGAUUGUAAUGAUAUUUGGAUUACAUUUAUAUAUACUGUGGUUUCAUCAAUAUUCGUUGAAUACCAAUUUUCGUGGAUUUCGUUGUUAAGUUUAUCCAUGAAAUUAAAAGUACAUUGAAGUGCAAUUUCUACUAAUAAUUGUUAUUGACAGGGUCAUUGGCCACGAAUUUACGUAUCCUUGAAACUGUGAUUUUCACUUUAUCCACGAAAAUUGAUAUCCUUGAAUAUUAAUGAAACCACAGUAGUAGAUUAUGCAAUAAUGAAUUACUUUUAUGAUCAUUUGAUUCUUAACUUUAAAUGGAUGUUUAAUUUAAAACUUGAUUGUCUUCUGAACAUCAUAUUAUUUAGUUUUAACACAGUCUUGCUCAACUAAAAGUGCAAAGUGUUGAAAAAAAAGUUUGGUUAAGAAUCACUUUUAACUGACAGACUGCAUUAUAUUUGCUGAGUUAAAAAUUCAGCCUUGAGCUAUGAUUGAAUGUAGACUGGUCAUUCAAGGGAGAAAUGAAAGACAUUGACUAAAAUGCUCCACAUUGUUGUAAUUCUCUUUGACUUUUGCUCAAGAAUUUUUGAAAACAGUACAAUUGAUGUUUUAAUUUUUAUGUUGUUUUUAAAGAAAUGAAUAAUAAGAUGGAACAAAUUGAAUUUUUCCUAUGAAAUUGUUUGAAUAUGUAAUAAAAGAAUUUUAGAAAGCCCAA
Magallana angulata is the source of this 3459-nucleotide messenger RNA. RefSeq lists its product as uncharacterized. The coding region runs from base 509 to 1006 and encodes 165 amino acids. The transcript has 6 exons. The record is from RefSeq and is a predicted model, not a curated record. Lineage: Eukaryota; Metazoa; Mollusca; Bivalvia; Ostreida; Ostreidae.